Molecule: messenger RNA, 1035 nt
Organism: Lizanozyma spartinae
Lineage: Eukaryota; Fungi; Ascomycota; Pichiomycetes; Serinales; Debaryomycetaceae
Gene: YVH1
Product: tyrosine protein phosphatase
Exons: 1
Coding region: 1-1035 (344 amino acids)
Biological process (GO): protein dephosphorylation
Cellular component (GO): nucleus
Molecular function (GO): protein tyrosine/serine/threonine phosphatase activity
Source: RefSeq, a predicted model, not a curated record
AUGAUCCACAGAAUACUAGGGAAUAUCUUUAUUUCCGACAUAGCACCAAUAAAUGAUGAAAACAUAGACCUUCAAAAGGAACAAGGUAUAACACACAUUCUUUCAGUCCUUUCAGGUCCCAUUCCUUCUCACAUCAUAAACCAUGAACCCAAGUUCACACUUUUGCAGAUUGCCAUCACUGAUGAAAAUUCAACGAAUAUAAUAGAACACUUUCCUGAAACUAAUAAAUUUAUAGACUCGGCGCUAUUUAAACCAGAACAGCUUAAACAGAUGUCUUCGAAGGAAAGACCUUCAGUCAAGCACCAUGGUAGCAUUCUCAUCCAUUGCGCCCAGGGUUGUUCUAGAAGUGUUGCUGUACUUUGUGCGUAUCUUAUGUACCGAUACCACCUCACUCUCGUUCAGGCUCAGUAUGCUAUCAACAGGAAACGAGAAGAUGUCAACGCAACUAUUCCAAAUGAAGCUUUCAUGCAACAAUUGCAAUUAUACCAGGACAUUGCUUUCGAUUUAAAUGCAGAAGCUUAUAAAAAAUGGGAAAAGGCAAGAUGUAUCGAACUAGAUUCCACAGGUUCUAUGCUCAGAGAUGCUUAUUUGGAGAAACAAGCAGAAGGCAAAUCACAUGGGGAAUCACCCGAUAAUAAAGCUUCUGAAGAAUUUGACGAGAAGGUUUCUCAAUUGCGAUGUAAAAAGUGCAGACAACUUUUAUGUCUUACAUCUCAGUUAGAUCAACAUCAGCCACCAGAGUCAGAUUCCAAACAAGGUAUGUUCAUAAAGAAGGCCCCCAAUUCCAGAAGAAUUAUCAGCGUUCAGAACGCAUCAGCAUCAUGUUCUCACUAUUUCCUUUCAGAACCAGUGAAUUGGAUGAAAGAUGAAUUGGUAGGAAAAGGUGACCUUGAAGGGAAAUUUCAAUGUCCCAAAUGUGUUUCGAAAGUUGGAGGUUAUUCUUGGCGUGGAUCCCGUUGUUCAUGUGGUAAGUGGAUGAUCCCUGCUAUCCAUUUACAAAGUGCAAAGGUCGAUAUGAUGCCUUAUUCAGGGUAA